Impatiens glandulifera is the source of this 1354-nucleotide messenger RNA. RefSeq lists its product as uncharacterized. The record is from RefSeq and is a predicted model, not a curated record. The transcript has 5 exons. Bases 205 to 1230 code for a protein of 341 amino acids. NCBI's taxonomy places the organism in Eukaryota, Viridiplantae, Streptophyta, Magnoliopsida, Ericales, Balsaminaceae.
CAUAAACACAGUCGGCUCGACUUUCUGCCGGGAAUCUAACAGACCUUAUCUCGACGCUACUGUUCAUCUCUUUCUCUCUCUAUAAUCUUUUCACAAACCCUAAUUUCAUGAUUGAUGGAAACUUGAAUCGCCACUCGCGACCGAGGAUGUCCAUGUUUUUCUCUUCCGUUUCCUUUCUCUGAACCUUUGAGUGUACAACAUAGCAUGGGAUCAACAUGUUGUACUGCUAGAAAGAAUGAGAAUCUGUCCAGCAGAACUGCAGGGGACGUCUUGCAUAGAAAUACUAUAUAUUCACCAUCAUGGAGCUUCAGACGGGAUAAUCGAAGGCGUGUGGCUGGUGAAAUUGAAAACAUCUCAUAUGCGCUAUCUCCUGGAUUUAGCGGACAUAGUAGUACAGAGAUUAAAGGGGAAUUAUCCCUUGAAAGAGGGAGUUUUGCAAGUGGAAGGAGUCCCCUAAGAAUUACAGUGUCUCCAAAGUCUCCAAUUCAUGAAGAACUGGUGGAGGGACAUCUUGAAGCUUCUUCAGAUAUAACAAAUACCAACCAUGGAAAUAUAGAGGACAAUAGCUUCAAAGAACGAAAAGAAUCACAUGGAGUUAGCGAUUCAUCUGAACCAAAGAUUCCAGUUAAUGAAAACCCAUCAAGCUCAACCCAACCAAGGCAAAUCACGGACAGUAACAAUGGCUUGAUCUUAGGAAGUGAGUCCCACGGAGGUUCAUCCGACGGUUGGUCCAUGAGAACCUUCACCGAACUAGUGGCAUCUUCCCGAAGAGAAAGAUUGUCGUUUGAAAGCGACCUUUCGCGUUCUCCCUCCAAUAUCAUCGAUGUACGAAACUGCGGAAUUUGCUCAAAACUUUUGGCGGAGAAAAUGAUUGUGGCGGUUCUGGCUUGCGGGCAUGUAUACCAUGGCGACUGUCUUGAGAAGAUGACGCAAGAAGAGGAACAGUGUGACCCGUCUUGUCCGAUUUGUCUGUUUGGUCCGAAACAAUUGGUGAAGAUGACUAGAAAGAUUCGAAUAGCCGAAGAAGAAAUGAAAUCGAGAAGGAACAAGAUAUUCUCAUCUGGUUGUAGUCAAGUUAAAGAUAGUAACGAUGUUCGAAGUAAGAAGGCUAAGACGGAAAUGGGUGGUAGGGUGCCUUUUUUGAGGCGACAUUUCUCGUGGGGAAGUAGAUCGAUGUCGUUGGAGAAUAAGAACUAUGAUAGGAAAGGGUUUUGGUCUAGAUUUCAUUAGUAUUAUUAGAUUUCUAGCAAGGGGUUGAAUUUAAAUCGAAAUUUUGAGAAAUUUGAAUGGAUUGGCAAUUGGAACAUGAUCAUCUUGAAAAUGGUAUUAAAGGUUUUUUUUUCUUAUGUUAGUU